UCUGUUUCUAAUACCAACAGAGAGGGUUUUACUCAUUGAUGCAUCAUUGUGGAAGAUAUUUAGGAGCCGCUGCCUGCUGACAACAUCCUAACAUUGUGAUACUCUUGGCCAGUGAAAACCAGUUCCUUGUUGGCGCAUUCAAUGCACAAUGGAUUCUUUCUACACAAACUCUACCAUGGUCCCCAACAACACCACAGCUCUUAGUACCGGAUUUGACCUGGAAUGUAGAGAUAAUCCAGCUGGGAUUGCAUUCUGGGUGGCUAUGGGGACUCUAACUGCUAUUCUGGGAUUGCCAGCCAGUGUGACAGUGCUGUGGAUUUUACUGAGGAGAAAAACUGCCAUCUUAUCUUCUGAGGUGUUCAUAAUGAACCUGGCUGUCGUGGAUACUUUGUAUUGCCUCAAUACACCCCUUGCUAUAUAUAAUUACUGCUUUCUAAAGAAUAUAAUUGCUUACUCAGUAGUAUUUUUUCUACUUAAUUUGAAUGUGAUCGGGGGUCCUCUGUUCCUUUGCUGUAUCUGUGUGGAGCGUUACAUGGCCGUGGUGCAUCCAGUCACCUACCUGGGGCUCAAGUCGCUCACCUAUAGAGUCCUGUGCUGUGCUGUGGCAUGGGCUAUUAUUUUCCCCUUCUCCUUCUACCUAAGUAUAACAGCCUUUGAAUACCCUACAUAUGCAGUCUCAGGUGUCAUUUCUGCCUUUUUUAUUUUCAUGGUGUUCUGUAACAUCUCUAUCCUGAGGGUCCUGAGGAAGUCUGCACCAGGGAGAGACGAGAUCCAUCCCAUGAAGAAGAAAGCCUUGCAGAUGGUUUUUACCAUUUUAAUGAUUGUGUUAUUUUCCUAUUUACCAAUAGUAGCUAUCUUCCCAUUUAAAUCAUAUUUCAAUCCUAUGACAUUUCAAUGUUAUAUAAGCCCAGUAUGCUAUAGCUUUAUUAUGCCCAGGCGCUUCAUACAGCCUUUGCUCUACCUGUCUAAUGUGGGUGCAUUCUCUCGUGUGCAGUUUCCAUGCAAUGGGAUGUGCUGUAUAGCACUGAGCCCCAGUCAAUGAAGUCAACAUAUUCCAUUGUCGAGCAAGUAGCUUCAAAUUGAAUGUGUCUGUCCUUUAACUAUUAAGAUAUUUUGAAUAGAGAAGCCAGGAGAGACAGCAGCUUGGAUUUGUGCUGUCAAUUUCAAAACAGCUACAAGCACCUCAAUCAGACAAUACAUAAAUAUCACUGGAACUCAUUAUUUAAGAAGCAGCCCUCAGACCAACUCAGAGCAGUUGCUAACAUCAUUACAUAUUUGAAAUGUCAUGUUAAGCUAAUUGCUCUAUAAGGGAUUUUUAACUGUUUAAUGCUGCUCUUUAUGGGCUGAUUUCUUAAAGUAACUUCAGGGAGUCUUUGUUGUGUGAAAGCCGUGUGCCUCUCUAUUGUAGAUAGACCCACUUAGUCCUGUUAGCUGGGUUAGACUACACGUCAAAGCUUCACUUCAUUUUAGUGUAUAAUAUACAUGUUUUACUUAGAAUAAGAAGACAUUAGGAAUUAAAUUAACUGGUAGGGUGGCUAUCACAUAUAAUAAGCAUAGCCUUGUAAUGCUGUCUUUUUUAUAUUUUAGCAAAAUAUGUAUUUUUGAAUAUUUAAUAUUUUAAUACAUUCUUCUAAAGAUAUGAACUGCAAAGCAGCAACAUUUACAGAAGUGUGCAAAUGUGUUAGAACAUCUCCUGACUGGUCACUUAUAUCUUUUAUAUAGUAACCUGCAUGAAAACCUCUGGGUGUGAGAAUUUACAUUUCAACAGUAAUCAGUGAUAUAGAAACAAUAGGCACUCAUGUGAGAAAAUGUUAGACCACUUUGUGCUUUAAAUAGGCAUCAUAAACAACUUCUAAAAAGUCUCCUGCAUUUCACCAUUUGUAUUUAUAUGUUCCUUUUCUCUUUACUAUUUUAAAUGAAUUGCAUAUUAAAGUCAUCAAUUAAAUUAGACUAUCAUUAAUUUGCCUAUUUUGAUAAUGUUCCCAUAUUUUCAGUUGCAGUGCUUUGAUUUCAUAUGCACAAUACCUCUAAAGUACAGAAGCAAUGGGGUGUUCUAAUAAAUGUGCCCGUACUGUAACCCAUAUGUUUCUUAUUGUUUGAUUGUGUUACAGGGUGAUACAGUGCUGUCACUGUAAAAAAAAUGACCUGCUCUGUCUCAGAUGAACUUCUCAUGCUUAUUUUUGUUAAACAUGUUCAAAUCGGUUGCAGACAUCAUUACAACUUUGAAAUGUCAUGUUAAGCUAAUUGCUCUAUAAGGGAUUUUUAACUGUUUAAUGCUGCUCUUCAGGGAGUCUUUGUUGUGUGAAAGCCGCGUGCCUCUCUAUUGUAGAUAGACAC
Molecule: messenger RNA, 2337 nt
Organism: Acipenser ruthenus (sterlet)
Lineage: Eukaryota; Metazoa; Chordata; Actinopteri; Acipenseriformes; Acipenseridae
Product: P2Y purinoceptor 8-like
Exons: 2
Coding region: 149-1042 (297 amino acids)
Biological process (GO): phospholipase C-activating G protein-coupled receptor signaling pathway; positive regulation of Rho protein signal transduction
Cellular component (GO): membrane
Molecular function (GO): G protein-coupled receptor activity
Source: RefSeq, a predicted model, not a curated record